This is a messenger RNA of Suillus fuscotomentosus, 316 nucleotides long. RefSeq lists its product as uncharacterized. The annotation marks the transcript as partial. The transcript has 2 exons. The record is from RefSeq and is a predicted model, not a curated record. Lineage: Eukaryota; Fungi; Basidiomycota; Agaricomycetes; Boletales; Suillaceae.
GGAAAUUUUGCUCGACAAUACUAUGAUGAUGAUACUCUUUCUGUCAUGCAACUCAGCUUCAGUUGCCGUCCCAUCUUCUAAUGACCAGUGCAACAGAUACCCCCUGCAAUACCGCUCUUUCUACCCUGUACCCUGUGACGGUUCGUUUUGUCGUCAUACCGCCGGUGCAUAUAUAAGUCCGUCUAGGGAUUCAUUGAAAUGCCUGGACCUACCGCGCAAUCUUAUAGCUCUAUGCUGUAUUACUGAGGCACGAUCACAGAUUAAUGGCUAUAUGAUCAGGCCUGGACCUACCGCGCAAUCUUAUAGCUCUAUGCUG